Molecule: messenger RNA, 4922 nt
Organism: Galeopterus variegatus (Sunda flying lemur)
Lineage: Eukaryota; Metazoa; Chordata; Mammalia; Dermoptera; Cynocephalidae
Gene: ABCC10
Product: ATP-binding cassette, sub-family C (CFTR/MRP), member 10
Exons: 22
Coding region: 93-4574 (1493 amino acids)
Biological process (GO): transmembrane transport
Cellular component (GO): membrane
Molecular function (GO): ATP hydrolysis activity; ATP binding; ABC-type transporter activity
Source: RefSeq, a predicted model, not a curated record
UACACCCGGACCCGGCAGCACGUUCUGUUGUUUCCGCCAGUACUCGGGAAAUCGGAAUCCGGCGCAAAGCAGCUUCUUCAGGUGAGGCGUCUAUGGAGCAACUCCUGGCCCAGCUGUGCGGUACCAGCACAGCGCGGCCGCUCCCGCUGUGGGAGGGGGACACCACGGGCCACUGCUUCACUCAGCUGGUGCUCGGCGCCCUGCCCCACGCGCUGCUCGCCGUGCUCAGUGCCUGCCACUUGGGCACCCCGAGGACUCCAGAUUACGUCCUCCCCUGCAGUUCUGGCUGGCGCCUCCGACUUGGAGCUUCCUUCCUGCUCUCCAUCUUCCCGCUGCUAGACCUCCUUCCAGUUACUUUGCCACCAGGGGCAGGUCCAGGGCCCAUAGGGCUAGAGGUGCUGGCAGGAUGUGUGGCAGCUGUGGCCUGGAUCAGCCAUAGCCUGUCCCUGUGGGCCUUGGCUCAUUCCCCUCAUGGUCGUUCCCGGGGGCCCUUGGCCUUGGCUCUAGCAGCCUUCCUUCCAGCCCCAGCCCUAGUGCUUACCCUGCUAUGGCAUUUCCAGCGAGGUACACUUCUGCCCCCACUUCUCCCAGGACCCCUGGCCCGCCUAUGCCUUCUCAUCCUGCAGCUAGCUGCACUCUUGGCCUAUGGACUGGGCUGGGCAGCCCCUGGGGGGCCACAAGAACACUGGGCUCAGGAGCCUCUCCUGUCUGAGGAUCAGGAACCCGAGGUGGCUGAAGAUGGGGAGAGUUGGCUGUCACGCUUUUCCUAUGCCUGGCUGGCACCCUUGCUGGCCCGCGGGGCCCGUGGAGAGCUCCGGCAGCCCCAGGACACUUGCCACCUCCCCCACAGGCUGCAUACAAACUACCUGGCCCAUGCCUUCCAGGCACAUUGGCAGGAGGGGGCCCAGCUGUGGAGGGCCCUGUAUGGAGCCUUUGGGCGGUGCUACCUGGCACUCGGAUUGCUGAAGCUGGUGGGGACCAUGCUAGGAUUCUCAGGGCCCCUGCUGCUUUCCCUGCUGGUGGGCUUCCUGGAGGAGGGGCAGGAGCCACUAACCCAUGGCCUGCUGUAUGCUCUGGGGCUAGCUGGUGGGGCUGUGCUAGGCGCUGUGCUACAGAAUCAGUAUGGGUAUGAGGUAUGUAAGGUGAAACUUCAGGCACGAGGGGCUGUGCUGAACAUCCUGUACCACAAGUCUUUACAGCUGGGGCCCAGCCGCCCUCCUGCCGGAGAGGCCCUGAACCUACUAGGCACUGACUCAGAGCGGCUGCUUAACUUUGCUGGGAGUUUCCAUGAAGCCUGGGGCCUGCCCCUGCAGCUGGCCAUCACCCUCUACCUGCUGUACCACCAGGUGGGCGUGGCCUUCGUGGGUGGUCUGAUCUUGGCACUGCUGCUGGUGCCUGUCAACAAAAUGAUUGCCACCCGCAUCAUGUCCAGCAACCAGGAGAUGCUACAGCACAAGGAUGCACGGGUUAAGCUCAUGACAGAGCUGCUCAGUGGCAUUCGGGUCAUCAAGUUCUGUGGGUGGGAGCAGGCACUGGGUGCCCGAGUAGAGGCCUGUCGGGCUCGAGAGCUGGGGCGACUCCGAGUCAUCAAAUACCUGGACGCGGCCUGUGUGUACCUGUGGGCUGCCCUGCCAGUUGUCAUCUCCAUCGUCAUCUUUAUCACCUAUGUUCUCAUGGGGCACCAGCUCACUGCCACAAAGGUGUUCACGGCCCUGGCACUGGUACGCAUGCUCAUUUUUCCCCUCAACAACUUCCCUUGGGUGAUCAGUGGCCUCCUGGAAGCCAAAGUGUCCUUGGACCGGAUCCAGCAUUUCCUCAAUCUUCCAAACCACAACCCUCAGGCCUACUACAGCCCAGAUCCCCCCACAGAGCCAUCUACAGUAUUAGAGCUGGAUGGAGCCCUUUUCUCCUGGGAUCCCAUUGGAACUAGCCAGCAGACCUUCAUCAGUCACCUCAAAGUAAAAAAGGAUAUGCUGGUGGGCAUUGUGGGGAAGGUGGGCUGUGGGAAGAGCUCACUGCUGGCCGCCAUUGCUGGGGAGCUGCACAGGCUCCGUGGGCAGGUGGCAGUGUGGGGGCUGUCCAAGGGCUUUGGCCUGGCCACCCAGGAACCCUGGAUUCAGUUUGCCACCAUCCAAGACAACAUCCUCUUUGGGAAGACAUUUGAUGCCCAGCUGUACGGGAAAGUGCUAGAGGCCUGUGCCCUCAAUGACGACCUCAGCAUCCUGCCUGCUGGAGACCAGACAGAGGUGGGGGAGAAGGGUGUGACCCUCAGUGGGGGACAGCGGGCCCGGAUUGCCCUUGCUCGUGCUGUCUACCAGGAAAAGGAGCUCUAUCUCCUUGAUGACCCCCUGGCUGCUGUGGAUGCAGAUGUGGCCAACCACCUGCUGCACAGGUGCAUCCUGGGCUUACUGAGCAACACCACUCGGCUGCUCUGCACCCACCGCACUGAGUUCCUGGAGAGGGCUGAUGUGGUACUGCUGAUGGAGGCUGGGCGCCUCAUCCAGGCUGGGCCUCCCUCUGAGAUUCUGCCAUUGGUACAACCUGUCCCCAAAGCCUCGACUGAGGAUGGACAAGAGUCUGAUUCAGACACAGCCCCAUCAGUGCAGAACCCAGAGAAAACAAAGGUGGGGCUGGAGGUGGAGCAGAGCUCAUCUGGCCGCCUGCUGCAGGAAGAAAGCAAGAAGGAGGGCGCCGUGGCCUUGCAUGUGUACCAAGCAUACUGGAGGGCCAUGGGCUGGGGCCUGGGCCUAGCCAUGCUCUUCUCUCUGCUCCUCAUGCAAGCCACGCGGAAUGCCGCUGACUGGUGGCUCUCCCACUGGAUCUCUCAACUGAAGGCAUCCAAGAAUAGCUCCCAGGAGGUACCAGCCUCCACCAGCCUGGGUUCCACAGGGCUCUUCUCUCCACAGCUGCUCCUCUUCUCCCCCGGAAGCCUCUACAACCCAGUGUUCCUGCUGCCCAAAGCUGUCCACAAUGGCUCCUCCGACAUCCGUUUCUACCUCACCGUGUAUGCGACCAUUGCUGGUGUCAACUCCCUCUGCACCCUUCUCCGGGCAGUGCUCUUUGCAGCAGGCACCCUCCAAGCAGCUACCAUGCUACAUCGCCGCCUGCUGCAUCGAGUCCUUAUGGUGCCAGUAACUUUCUUCGACUCCACACCCACGGGCCGGGUCCUAAACCGCUUCUCCUCUGACGUGGCCUGUGCAGAUGACAGCCUGCCCUUCAUCCUCAAUGUCCUCCUGGCCAACGCAGCAGGCCUGCUGGGCCUCCUGGCUGUGCUAGGCUCUGGCCUGCCCUGGCUGCUGCUGCUGCUGCCACCGUUGAGCAUCAUCUACUAUCGCGUGCAGCACCACUAUAGGGCCUCUGCAAGGGAGCUGCGGCGCCUGGGCAGCCUCACCUUGUCUCCACUCUAUACCCACCUGGCCGAUACCUUGGCUGGCCUCCCUGUGCUCCGGGCCGCUGGGGCCACCUACAGGUUUGAGGAGGAGAACCAGCGACUCCUGGAGCUAAACCAGAGGUGCCAGUUUGCUGCCAGUGCCACGAUGCAGUGGCUGGACAUUCGGCUACAGCUCAUGGGGGCAGCAGUGGUCAGUGCCAUCGCGGGCAUCGCCCUGGUACAGCACCAGCAGGGCCUUGCAAAUCCAGGGUUGGUGGGCCUGUCACUGUCCUAUGCCCUGUCCCUGACGGGCCUGCUCUCAGGCCUGGUGAGCAGCUUCACGCAGACAGAAGCCAUGCUGGUGAGUGUCGAGCGACUAGAGGAAUACUCCUGUGACCUGCCCCAGGAACCCCAGGACCGGCCGCUGCAGACCCACCAGCUGGGCAUCGGCUGGCUGUCCCAGGGGAGCGUGGAGUUCCAGGAUGUGGUGUUGGUGUACCGGCCAGGGCUGCCAAAUGCCCUGGAUGGGGUAACCUUCCGCGUGCAGCCUGGAGAGAAGCUGGGCAUUGUGGGCCGCACGGGCUCCGGCAAGUCUUCCCUGUUGUUGGUGCUCUUCCGGCUGCUGGAGCCCAGCUCGGGGCGAGUGCUGCUGGAUGGCGUGGACACCAGCCAGCUGGAGCUGGCCCAGCUGAGGUCCCAGCUGGCUAUCAUACCCCAGGAGCCCUUUCUGUUCAGUGGGACUGUUCGGGAAAACUUGGACCCCCGGGGCCUACAUAAGGACAGGGCCUUGUGGCAAGCCCUGGAGCAGUGCCACCUGAGCGAGGUGAUUGUAUCCAUGGGUGGUCUGGAUGGUGAGCUAGGCGAGGGGGGCCGGACCUUGUCCCUGGGUCAGAGGCAGCUGCUGUGUCUGGCCAGGGCUCUCCUCACUGAUGCCAAGAUCCUGUGUAUUGAUGAGGCCACAGCAAGCGUGGACCAGAAGACAGACCAGCUGCUCCAGCAGACCAUCAGCAGACGCUUUGCCAACAGGACAGUGCUGACCAUUGCCCACAGGCUCAACACUAUCCUGAACUCAGACCGGGUACUGGUGCUACAAGCGGGCAGGGUCGCCGAGCUGGACUCCCCUGCCACCCUGCGCAACCAGCCCCACUCUCUGUUCCAGCAGCUGUUGCAGAGCAGCCAGCAGGGAGCCCACUUUUCUCCCUGAGGCCUUGAGCUCGAUCUCCACGCAGUGGGUUCUACCCUUCAUCCGAUCUAUCUGAUCCAAGGCUGGGCCAGCACAGAGGUGCUGGCUGCUUGUUUACAUUUUCCUCUGUGACUCUACCUCUUUCUCACUUCCCCAGAGGAGAAAAGCACAUCCCAGGUUCCUCUUUGAAAAUAACUCUUUUGUGGGCAGAGUCCUGAGUCUUCCCCAGAACCAGGCCUUUACUCUGGCCCUCUUGCUGCUGGGACACCAGGCAGGUUUUUCUGGCAUAGGAGCCCACUUGCAUUACCAUAGUUUUAUUUGAUAAAAUCCCAUCUUACAUUCUGUGUAUUAAAAAAAUAAUAUUUCUGA